Molecule: messenger RNA, 3740 nt
Organism: Siniperca chuatsi (mandarin fish)
Lineage: Eukaryota; Metazoa; Chordata; Actinopteri; Centrarchiformes; Sinipercidae
Gene: rbm10
Product: RNA binding motif protein 10
Exons: 23
Coding region: 222-3077 (951 amino acids)
Biological process (GO): mRNA splicing, via spliceosome
Cellular component (GO): nucleus
Molecular function (GO): RNA binding
Source: RefSeq, a predicted model, not a curated record
UGGUCCCUCCCACUCUAAAAUGUUGUCUUUCUGUGGCCAUUUUACACUUGGUUCCCUGAAAAAUAUUACACUUGGUUCCCGGAAAAAAUAAAACAUCCUUUUCAACUGGGCUUCAACGUGACAUUUAAAUAACUAUUGUUGGUUAUAUGUGGCACUGGGUAUCUAAUGCUGUAACCAAAUAGAAAAAGGACAGAGACUAGGAGCAGAAUCAGUGGAUCAGCAUGGACUAUGAGCGGAGGGGUGGGCGAGGUGACCGCACAGGUCGCUAUGGCAACACCCACAAUGAUCACAACUUUCGGGACAUGGACUACCGAGGCUAUGGCCAAGAGGACGAGGAGGCAGGAACAGCAUAUGAUGUCAGAGCAGAAGGGGACAGACCAUACAGCCGUGACGAGCAAUCACUGGGUGUCCGGGACUUCUCACCUGGUCGUCUCCUAGACCGCCCGGGGUUUCACCAGAGAGGAGAUGGGCGAAGGGAGAUUGGGCGUGAGGGGAAAGGGCUCCCGUGGCCCCCUUGCUCUCAGUCGCAGCCUGAUGUAGCCCUUUCCAUGCUCCAGAGAGAGGAGGAGGGAUCCAGACGGGAGUUUGAGCCGUUACGGACUGGCCAGCAGGAAAGGGGUCGGGGGAGAGGGAGAGGUGGAAGAGGCUUUCCUGAGAACAGUGCCUCUCAUUCAGGAAGUAGGGAUGGCAACUGGGGUCAUGGUGGUGCCCAUUCUGAACAGAUGGAAUACAAUACGUCAAGACAGAGAGAGGAGGACAGGUUCUCUCGUGGGGCAGUGAAGAGGAGGGCUUUUCCAGUGGUGGCAGAGGAGCAUAGCUGUGGGAGUGCUGGUCCAGACCUGUCCCUUGAGGAGUUGGAUCAGAGGGACCAGGACUACCGUGCAGAUCUAGACCACAACCAGAGGCCAAGCAACAUCAUAAUGCUUCGCAUGCUGCCACCCAAUGCCACUGCCAAUGAGAUCCGGGCACAACUUCAGGAGCAGGGGAUCCAGCCAAGAGAGGUUCGCCUCAUGAGGAACAAAUCUUCAGGUCAGAGCCGAGGAUUCGCCUUCGUCGAGUUUAAUGUCAUACAGGAGGCCACCCGCUGGAUGGAGACCAACCAGGGAGUGCUGUUGAUUCUGGGACAAAGAGUGUCGAUGCACUACAGCGACCCAAAACCGCGUGCCAAUGAGGACUGGCUCUGCAACAAGUGUGGUGUGCAAAACUUUAAAAGGAGAGAGAAGUGCUUCAAAUGCAGUGUGCCUAAAUCAGAGGCUGAGAUGAAGUUGCCCCAGUUGCAGAGGGAUUUGCCCAUUAGUCUUCAAAAGGAGGGAGCCCAAGGCUUAUUGCCUUUGCCAGUACCCUACCACUCUUCUGGUCCUACUGUCAACCCAGGACAUGCUACACAGCAGGCAGAUGUUGCUAAUGACACUCUGAUACUAAGAAACCUUGGCCCGCACACUUCAUUGGAAGCUAUCUUAUCUGCUCUGGCUCCAUUUGCCACUCUCUCCCCAUCCAAUGUUCGCUUAAUCAAGGACAAGCACACACAUCUUAACAGGGGCUUUGCCUUUCUACAGCUCUCUACCAUAGUGGAGGCAUCUCAGCUGCUCCAGAUCUUGCAGGCUCUCCAGCCAGCUCUCUCUAUUGACGGGAAGACUAUUGUGGUGGAGUUUGCCAAAGGCUCCAAACGUGAUGUGUUCCUGACAGAUGGCAGCAGAGUGAGUGCUGCUACAGUGGCCAGUACAGCUAUAGCUGCCGCACAGUGGGCUGUCACACAGACCACUCAGAAUGGAUCAGGUGGAAGCCAGAGUAUAGAUACAGCAGUAUAUCAGCAGGGGGCAGCAGUAACAUACAAUCAGGAAGGAAAUGAAUACACUGGGAUAGACGGCACAACUUUCAAGGGCCAGGCAGAUGCCAGGGUUGCUGCUUUGCCCAGUGCAGGAGCAGCCCUGAUGGGGGCAUACACAGGAGGAGCAGUCCCAGCUGCCAUUUCAUCUGAGGCAGUGACAUCUGGAUCAGCAGUCGUGCAGCAGCCUCUCAUUCAUACACAGACUGCUCUCAUCACCACAGCUACCACCACACCAGUCACACAGGUUGAGAUAGUGGGAAAACCACAACCAGCUGCUCCCAGCCAACCUGCUACCCCAGGGACUGAACAUGAGCUCCAGCAAUACCCUGUGCCAGAUGUGUCCACAUACCAGUAUGACGAAAGCUCUGGCUACUAUUAUGACCCACUCACAGGACUCUACUAUGACCCUAACUCCCAGUACUACUACAACCCUCAUACUCAGCAGUACAUGUACUGGGAUGGCGAGAAGCACACCUACAUUCCUGCUGCUGCCGGCCAGUCAAACGCUGAAGGUGCUCCCAUGGGCAUUAGCCCUUCAGACUCACCGUUUGUUUCCCCUGGCAGCAAGGAGAAAAAAGACAAACCCAAGAAUAAAACUGCUCAACAGAUUGCCAAAGAUAUGGAGCGCUGGGCUAAGAGUCUCAAUAGACAGAAGGAGAACAUGCGUUCUGUCUCCUCCUCCCCUGCCGUCGGCUCCACAGCGCUACCACCUGGUUACACUAGGGCACCUGGCCACAGUCGCCUAGAUGACCGCAGAGAAUCUGCUAGUGCUGACGCAGGCUAUGCUGUUCUGGAGAAAAAGGGGGCCCUGUCUGAACGGCCUCCGAUGUUUCUGGACCAGAUCCGACAAAGUGCAGAAUGUUCCCCACCUCAGCAGCAUGGUCUGGUCCCAGCCUACAGUGGAGAAACUGACAGUGAAGAAGAAGGAGGCGAGAAAGAUGAGAGGGAAGGAAGAAUGACAGACUGGGUUAAACUGGCUUGUCUGCUGUGUAGGAGGCAGUUCCCCAGCAAGGAGGCCCUCAUCAGGCACCAGCAGCUCUCUGAGCUACAUAAGCAAAACCUGGAGCAGAGAAAAGUCCAGCAGGAAGCAGCAGGCAAAGAGAGACUUGCAGAUGGACCUGAACCUCCGGAUCCUAAGAAGAGGAAGUUUAACCCUAUUGAUGGGAUCACAGGCACUAGUCUUGGUGCCAGGAUGUUGCAGGGAGGUGUGAAAAAGGGGCUUCUGUUGCGCAAUAUGCAAGUGGAGUGAACCCUCACCCUGAAAUCUCAACUUCCUGACCCAGACAGGACAAUGACGAAGCCUAGCACGCAACACUUCAUCAUUAACAUCAUAUAGACAUCUGUAGAUAAACUUGUUAAUAUUGGUUUGACAUCGCAAUUACCUCAACAGUGGUAAUACACUCACGAACUGAUCCUGUAGCAGUGAAUGUCAGGAUAUUGCACAGAAUGCACUUUUUUGCUUUCUUCCUGAAUGAUGCAGUUUUGAGUUCUCCCUUGCUUCAGAGCUUGUGUGUCAUAAACAAGCUUUAUGUGGUUGGGAAACAUUUGCCGUUGGAAAAUGAAAGAUCAAUAUAGAUCUUUAUGGCAGCAAAUGGGAUUUUCUAAUAUUACUGUCUAUGCACCAUAUAUUUUUUUAAUUUAAUGCUAUAUGCCUUGUCAUUCAGUGAAUGACUGAUCUGGGCAUGAACUGUGUACACAUUUUAGAAGAGACUGGCCUCAUGAACUGGAGAGGAUCACACUAACAGUGUGUAGAUGAAAAGUGUCUCAGUUUGGCAUAAUGCAGGUAUGAAUUCACAAUGUAUUACAUAGUUAUCGCUGGAGAAAGUUAUUUUCUAUUUCUGUAUUGUUCAAUAAUGUGACUGUUUCAUCAAGCUCAUGUAAAUUAAUUCAGAAUAACACAUUUUCAUCAUUA